Betta splendens (Siamese fighting fish) is the source of this 1642-nucleotide messenger RNA. RefSeq names its product mevalonate (diphospho) decarboxylase a (gene mvda). Gene Ontology annotation, biological process: isopentenyl diphosphate biosynthetic process, mevalonate pathway; isoprenoid biosynthetic process. Lineage: Eukaryota; Metazoa; Chordata; Actinopteri; Anabantiformes; Osphronemidae. Gene Ontology annotation, molecular function: ATP binding; diphosphomevalonate decarboxylase activity. The transcript has 10 exons. The record is from RefSeq and is a predicted model, not a curated record. Gene Ontology annotation, cellular component: cytosol. The coding region runs from base 136 to 1344 and encodes 402 amino acids.
ACGUUGGUGGAAAGCUGCGGCGAGGUUAAGUUAGCUAGACUGUGACAGUUGGACGCGACAGGAGUAGUGCACUUCUUUCAUGUCUUAUCAUUUCAUUUUAUUUAAUUAAAACUUUGUUAAACUAACCAAGCAGCGAUGCCUGAAGACUGCCUAGACACGUCAAACACAGUUACAUGCACCGCCCCUGUGAACAUAGCUGUCAUCAAGUACUGGGGGAAGAGAAAUGAGGAGUUAAUUCUGCCCAUUAACUCAUCGUUGAGUGUCACGCUGCACCAAGACCAGCUGAAAACAACCACAACAGCUGCAACCAGCAGAUUGUUUCAAGAGGAUCGAAUAUGGCUCAACGGAAAAGAGGAGGACAUAACCCAUCCAAGACUUCAAUCCUGUCUGAAAGAGAUUCGGCGAUUAGCACGAAAAAGACGUAACGAUGGAGACCCUGGUGUGGAGUCAAAUAGUUUGUCUCACAAAGUCCACAUCUGCUCUGUUAACAACUUCCCCACUGCUGCUGGACUCGCCUCUUCAGCUGCUGGAUUCGCUUGUCUAGUUUACACCCUGGCUCGGUUGUUUGGCGUAGAAGGGGAGCUGUCUGGAAUUGCUCGUCAAGGCUCAGGCAGCGCAUGCAGGAGUAUGUAUGGAGGGUUUGUCCAGUGGCUCAUGGGACAGCAAGAUGAUGGCAAGGACAGUGUAGCCCAGCAGGUGGCACCAGAGACUCACUGGCCUGAGCUCAGAAUCCUUGUGCUUGUGGCCAGUGCUGAGCGCAAACCCAUAGGCAGCACCUCUGGAAUGCAAACCAGUGUACUAACAAGCAGUCUCUUAAAGCACAGGGCUGAGUCUGUUGUUCCGGGCCGAAUGAUGGAAAUGAAUGAAGCAGUGCAAAGAAAGGACUUUCCUGCAUUUGCUGAACUAACCAUGAAGGAUAGUAACCAGUUCCAUGCUACCUGCCUUGACACAUACCCUCCAAUCUUCUACCUCAGUAGUGUAUCACAUCAGGUCAUCAACCUGGUCCAUCGGUACAACAGUCACUAUGGGGAGACGAGGGUGGCCUAUACCUUUGAUGCAGGGCCCAAUGCUGUGAUUUUCACUCUACAGCAACAUGUUCCAGAGUUUGUCCAGGUGGUUCAACAUUUCUUCCCUCCAGAGAUCAAUGGAGGACAGUUUAUUAAGGGCCAUCCAGUAAACCAUGCUGCUCUGUCUGAGGAGCUGAAGCAGAGUAUUGGUCUAGAGCCAAUGCCAAGGGGAAUAAGUUACAUUAUUAGUACAAAGGUUGGACCAGGGCCUUGUGUUGUGCAGGAUCCUGCUCAGCAUCUGCUCGGAUCUGAUGGGAUGCCUAAGAAAACUGUGUGAUGCCCUUUAAACCUCAAAAGAUGAUGUAUCUCUAAGUAAUAAUAAAUCCAAUUCAGCAGAGAUUUAACUCAGAUUUUCAUUUGUCAUAUGCAAAUCAAAAGACUGCAAAUGCACUGAAGCUGUUACUACUUCAGUCUUAUUGCUUUCACUACUUAUUUCAGUGACUGGAAAAACUUUUAUUAAUAUAAAUUUCUACGAAUUAUUUGUCAGUUAUUUAUGUAAUAGCUUUCCGAAAACAGACAAUUGUUCUCAUUAAUGUUUGUUGUGUGAAUUUUAAUAAAGUAUAUUUUAGUCACAU